This is a messenger RNA of Rubroshorea leprosula, 572 nucleotides long. NCBI's taxonomy places the organism in Eukaryota, Viridiplantae, Streptophyta, Magnoliopsida, Malvales, Dipterocarpaceae. The record is from the annotation of a GenBank genome assembly.
ACACAACUUCUCUAUCGACUAUGCCUUCAAGAAGUAGAAUGGUAUGGCUUAGAUUUGCUGGCGUUCCAUUGAAAGCAUGGAGUGAGAGAUGUUUCACAGAGUUAGGAGCUUUAUUGGGAGAGGUGAUACUUGUUGAUGAAGACACGAAGAGCAAAUCGUUUUUAAGUGAAGUCUUUUCCGAUAGCAAUGUCAGAGGAAGAAUGGAGGAUGGAUCUGGACUGGUGGUUGGUCAGGGAACGAUGAAAUCCAGCAAGCUCGGAACCAGGAGUGUUCAGGCUAGGAGAGCACAGAAUACAAUAUCAGGUGUCUUAGGUGAAGGUGGGUGGAUUGAAAAGCCAGAGUUGGUUAAAAUGGAGGCUGUACGGUAUUUCAGUGAAUUGUUUCAAAAGGAUCAGUGGAACCGUCCAUUAAUGGGGGGAUUCAGUUAAACAGAAUAUCAGUGCAAAAACGGGAGUAGCUGGAAAGGCCUUUUUCCAUUGUAGAAAUAGAAGAUGGUCUCAAGAGUUGUGAUGGAUCAAAGGCACAAGGUCCGGAUGAUUUUAAUUUUAAUUUUAUAAAGUUUAUAUGGCGCA